This is a messenger RNA of Naumovozyma castellii, 690 nucleotides long. RefSeq lists its product as uncharacterized. Bases 1 to 690 code for a protein of 229 amino acids. The transcript has a single exon. The record is from RefSeq and is a predicted model, not a curated record. NCBI's taxonomy places the organism in Eukaryota, Fungi, Ascomycota, Saccharomycetes, Saccharomycetales, Saccharomycetaceae.
AUGACUUCAACUACUUUGAGAAAAAGAUCGGGGACAGUGGGAGUUGAGGCUUCCAUGGGGGAUCCAACACCCACUGUUUCAGCUGACAGGACCCAAACCUCGGCGGCUAAAACAUCGACCUCACGACUAACAACUGAACAAAAAAUAGACCUUAUCUUAGAAAUAACACUUCAACAAAGAUUAGGAGGAUGGAUUGCAGAUGAGUCAAGGGUAGAAGGGCCAACACCAGGUGAAGCAAAGGUAGAAGGGUCGACACCAGAAGGACCAACACCAGGUGAAACAAGGGUAGAACCAACAGCAAAACAAUUUAGUGAGGACGACAGCUUAAGAAGCCAGGACAAUGAUACUGAGUCAAUGAGGUCUGCAAAGCAAAAAGAACGAAAGAGAAGACGAAAGAAGGACCGUCACUGGUACUUACUAUGGGGAACGAUAAUUAACAUAAUAGCGGUGCUACUAUAUUUCCCGCCCAUUAUUCUAUCAUUCGUAAAAUGGGAUUUCUCCUUAGAAAGAAAAAUCCUCAUGGCUUGUUUGUUGGGAAUCUUUGCAUUACUAGGCGUUGUAAAUUUAUCUUUUAUGGUGUUCAUAAGAAGUAAUGAUUUCAUUGGGUAUUGCUAUCAUUUCGCUGUCGUUAUACUAUUUGCUUCACUUGCCAUAAAUGGGACUAUUGUUAUGGCAGGCUAUGACUCAUGA